UUGUUUCUAUGACAGUAUGAGACAUUUUGUUUGAUAUUAGGUCUUAUUAGCAUAUAUUGAUACAUUUUUCAAAAUGUAUUGUACAUUUUCAUGCAGGGAGAAAACACAAGUACAACGUUUUAUUUUACAGAAAGCAUUCAGUACUCUGAGUCUUCUCGGUUCUCAUUGCAUGCAUAAAAGCGCCCUCUACCGUUUGAUUUCUAACAAACUCAAAACUUAGUCAACCAAACCAGUAGAGUAGUUCGAGUGCUGAAAUGGAGGAAAAAGUUGCAACAACUGUUGCUUCUCAUGUAAAGAGAAAAGCGGAAGGUCCCAAAAUCAAUAAAUCGGGCCCUACCGUGUCGCAGAUGAUUAUCAAAGCUGUGUCUGAUUCCAAGGAGCGCAGCGGGCUCUCUCUGACCGCGAUGAAGAAGUCUUUGGCGGCGAGUGGCUACGAUGUUGAGAGGAACAACUCCCGCGUCAACCGUGCUGUCAGGACCCUGGUGAACAAGGAGACUUUGCUCCAAACUAAAGGGACCGGCGCCUCGGGGUCUUUCAGGGUCAAUAAAAAGCAGGCAAAGCCAAAGAAAAAUCAGUCAAAAAGAAAGAGGUUCCCAAACAUAGAAAGGCUCCUUCGAAAAAAGGGCGGCACCCAAGAAGUCUCCAAAGAACGCCAAGCGACCGGCGGCUCGGAAAACUACCAGGAGCCCCAAAAAAGCGAGAAAAACAACGGCUAAGAAAGCGCAC
Molecule: messenger RNA, 726 nt
Organism: Acipenser ruthenus (sterlet)
Lineage: Eukaryota; Metazoa; Chordata; Actinopteri; Acipenseriformes; Acipenseridae
Product: histone H1-like
Exons: 1
Coding region: 255-716 (153 amino acids)
Biological process (GO): nucleosome assembly
Cellular component (GO): nucleosome
Molecular function (GO): structural constituent of chromatin; DNA binding
Source: RefSeq, a predicted model, not a curated record